Eutrema salsugineum is the source of this 841-nucleotide messenger RNA. RefSeq lists its product as uncharacterized. The record is from RefSeq and is a predicted model, not a curated record. The transcript is spliced from 3 exons. The coding region runs from base 145 to 615 and encodes 156 amino acids. NCBI's taxonomy places the organism in Eukaryota, Viridiplantae, Streptophyta, Magnoliopsida, Brassicales, Brassicaceae.
CCGGUUAUCACGAACAACUACACCUGUUGAACGGCGAUCCCUCCAAAGUUAUUCACCUUCUCUGCAUAUCUAUUCGAUUUCGAAUUUUCGAUCUUCCGAUUUUUAGUAUCGUCUCUACGCUAUAAUCCCCUCCCACUUUCUACGAUGAAUUCCGCUUUAGAUUUUGCUUCUCCGGCUACCUUCCCGGCGAAAUCGAGUUUUGUUGGCCGAAUCCGACGCGGGCUUCCUUCUCCUGGAUUCGGUUCCCGCGUAAGAGUGUGCUCUCUUCCUCCUUCUUCAUCUCUCAAGGCUGAGUCAUGUUUAAAAAGAGAUGUGCACAGACAAAGAAGCAGUCUCGAGUCAAUGUUCUGUUAUGAUAAGCCAAUACCAGAGGAAAUAAUAGAGGCUCCAGUAGGAUUAUCCAUGUCAGAGAGAGAGAUUGGUGAUAAUCAGCGUUGCACUUGUUGUGAAGCUAAAGGUGCAUUGCUCUGUGCCACUUGCUCCGGAACUGGGCUAUAUGUAGACUCCAUAAUGGAGAGCCAAGGCAUCAUUGUUAAAGUCCGUUGCUUAGUUUGUGGUGGAACAGGUAACAUUAUGUGCAAAAGUUGUGGCGGGCGGGGUCACAUUGGGCACUGAUGACUCCGAGAUUCGCUUGUUUCCUGUCAUGGUUUUGUCCUCAAUUUACCUAUUCGCCACUUUUAUAUGUUGUGCCUUUCUGAUCAAAUUGCAGAAUCCUACUUUUGUCAGUUCCAUAUAUAGUUUUGCUGUGUUCAUGUAUUGAUGUAAUCGCUAAGCUGAAAAAAUUACAAUCUUGUAACAGACUCGAUUCAUCUCCUUUUGUUAAAUAAAAGAUAGUUUCCUA